UGGGAACCAUGCUUGGCAGGUCUGGGUACCGGGCGCUGCCUUUGGGGGACUUUGACCGUUUCCAGCAGUCGAACUUCGGCUUCUUGGGCUCGCAGAAGGGCUGCUUGUCCCCGGAGCCGGGCGGCGUGGGGCCGGGGGCCGGUGAGUGGCCGCCCAGCGCAGCGGAUCCGAGGGAGAUCAGCAGGCACCCCCGAACUCUCUGCCUCUUGGGAGUCAGCGUGUCUUGCGUCUUCGCAGCCUAAGAGGAGGGACUGAGAGGGGUUUUCCACGAUAUGGAGAAGGGCUUGGAUCAGGCGCUGGGACACUACCGCCCAUCCGCCCUUCUUUGAGCUACGGGGCGGCAGCACUGGAGCUCUCUCAUCUUCCAUGAAGCCUCACCCCACCUCAUUUCUUCUUGGCAUUUAUCAGCCCAAAGGUUUCGGGUUUCCAUUUUGCCCAGAAAGAAACUAAGGUCAAGGCAUAGGAAGUCACCAGCACUCCAAGAGCACUUGGCCGCCGAGAAGUGGCAGAAUCUUAACCUCAGGGGACACCUCUAGAUUCCUCAAGCUUGAGUAUCUCCCUGGUUCCUGGUGGAGAUGCGCAGGCCAAAAAGUCAGGCCCUUAGAUGCCUGUCGUGUCUUCCCAGGCCCUGUUUUUCUUCAAAGCCUUGAGUAGGUCCCUUGAUCCAGAGAUGCACCUCAGAGCUGGCCCUCCUGCUUCUGUCAUGGCCUCAUCAGUUUCUUGGGGUUCUUACUGCUGCUGAUCACCUUCCCCAUUUCUGGUUGGUUUGCCCUGAAGAUCGUGCCCACCUAUGAGCGCAUGAUCGUGUUUCGACUGGGCCGGAUCCGCACCCCUCAAGGACCCGGUAUGGUUCUGCUCCUGCCCUUCAUCGACUCUUUUCAGAGGGUAGAUCUGAGGACACGAGCCUUCAAUGUUCCUCCCUGCAAGUUGGCCUCUAAGGAUGGGGCUGUGCUAUCCGUGGGGGCCGAUGUCCAGUUCCGCAUCUGGGACCCGGUACUGUCGGUGAUGACGGUGAAGGACCUGAACACAGCCGCACGCAUGACCGCCCAGAACGCCAUGACCAAGGCCCUGCUCAGGAGGCCCCUGCGAGAGAUCCAGAUGGAGACGCUCAAGAUCAGCGACCAGCUCCUGCUGGAGAUCAACGAUGUGACCAGGGCCUGGGGGCUGGAGGUGGACCGCGUGGAGCUGGCAGUGGAGGCCGUGCUCCAGCCGCCCCAGGACAGCCCAGCGGGGCCCAGCCUGGACAGCUCCCUGCAGCAGCUGGCCCUCCACCUCCUGGGAGGCAGUGUGCCUUCAGGGGCAGGAGCUGCCCGGCUCCCUGGACCAGCAGAUACCUUGGAGAUGGUGAGCGAGGUUGAGCCGUCUGCCUCUCACGGGGGUGCCGGGUCCAGCCCCAAGCAGCCUGUGGCCGAGGGGCUGCUGACGGCUCUGAAGCCCUUCCUGUCAGAGGCCCUGGUCAGCCAGGUCGGGGCCUGCUACCAGUUCAACGUCGUCCUGCCCAGUGGCCCCCAGAACAUCUACUUCCUGGAUCUCACUGCAGGGCAAGGGAGGGUGGGACGCGGAGUGCCUGAUGUCGUCCCCGACGUGGUGGUGGAGCUGUCCGAGGAGGACCUGCAGGCCCUGUUGUGCAGGGAGCUGCGGCCCCUGGGGGCCUACAUGAGCGGGCGGUUGAAGGUGAAGGGUGACCUGGCCGUGGCCAUGAAGCUGGAGGCUGUCCUCAAGGCCUUGAAGUAGCAGGUUUGGCUGCCUGUCGGUAGCCCGGCCCUGAGCCAGGCACCUAGCCAGGGAGACAUCUUGGAGGAGGCGGCCCUGGCACGGCACCUUGGAUUGUUGAAGCCCUGGGGAGUGUCAGACCCAGCGGGAGACAGUGAGUGGAGGCUGGGAGACACUGGAGCUAGGAGGGGCUGAGUCAGGCAGCCCUGCCCUUCUCAGCCACAGCGGUUCUCUCAGCAAGGGUUUGCUGAUCCUGGUCCUCUGCCCAACUGGGUACACAGGCAAUAACAGGAGAGCCAGGCCUGCUCUGCUCCUCUGGCGACCUGGCUGGAGAGGCAGGGCUGACAGAAACAGCCCAGCAGCAGCUGGUUUGGUCCUGGUGUGAGGGAGCUCUGCAUGUGACUCAGGCUCCAGGUUCCAAGAAGAGGGGGUCAGAGACGGGGGUCAGAGCAGCUCGGGGAGGGAGAGAGAAGGGACCAAGCAGAGGUCCUUGCCUUGGGAGGGAUCUGAGAUUGGACAGGGUCUGCCUUGCUGAUUGCAGUCCAGGCCCAGACUGGGGGUGGGGGAGGGGAGGGAGACAGGGGGGCAGGGCGGCGUCUCCCUGGCCCUGCUCCUGAGGGUGUCUUGACUCAUCUCCCAGCCUCAGUCUUGCAUGCCCGACGGGCUGGGGCCAGGGCAGCAUGACGGAGAGCCCUGCCGUUCCUGUGCUUCUUACCAGAGGUUUGAAAACCUCAAAUAAAUGUGCUGUUUACAAUGUAUCUGGAGAGAAAUAGGGGUCAAGGGGGUGGGGAAGAGGGCUCCGAGGUGAUGUCCCUGCUGCCAGCCCGGGACCCAGGCCCUAAAGGAUGACGCGAGCCCCAACAGUGCUCUGGAGUCACCCACAGUUCCCCUUCCUGACGAGGGUCUGAAAGCGGGCAGGAGCAGGCAGUGUUCCUCUUUAUAGUUUGGGUAGAGGUUUGCAGGAAGGAUGUGGGUGUGACAGAGCUGGCCGGGCAAACCGUUAAUCCGGCGAAGGGCGGGGGCCCCUGUCACACUCGCGAGGAGCUGGAGCUGCUCUCGCCUGCCCCUCCUGCUUACCCCCGUCACUGUUUCCCCACUGGUCUGGCCCAGACCCCAGGGACCCCAGAGAAGGAGGGCCUUGGACAUCUUGAGUUCUAAGGAAUGAAUCACAUCCCAGAGAGGCUUGUGGAAAAAACCCAACGGAAAUCCGAGCCUUCUCUUUGAGGAACAGCCUCUGGCUUGUCCUCUGGCACCAAGCCUUCCCCCGCAGGGCCCUGUCCAGCUGCCUUGGCACCAGGCUCCAUCCAGUUUGCCCUUUGGUUCCUGGCAAUGCCCGCCUUGGCCCUGCUCUUGUAGGUCCUCCCAGAGUAGACCAAACUGCCUUUGGGUUCAGGUUUCAGCCCCAGGGCCCCUCCCUGAAGGGCCAGAGCCCCAGGCUGCGGACCCUACCCUGACCCUCUCUCCACUGCUCUGGAGGCCGCCCAGCCGGGGCCGCCUGUUCAAAAGCCUUCCCUCCAGUCCCCACCGCCCGUGAGCCCUAGCGGGGCCUGGGCUCCCGCGCUGCUUUGGGGCUGUCUUUGAGCCCAUUCCCCGCUGCUUCUGUUACUGUUCUUGUGUGAAUGUCCGCCCUCCCUGCUGGACCCUGAGCUUCCUGCCUGAGCCGUUCAUCACUGUUCGCUCGGCUGGGCGGCUGCACACAGUGCCCCAGGGGUGGGAGGGGAAGCCCCAGGCGCUUAAGGGAAACUGAAACUCAGAUUUUCUCUGUGGGUGUCAGAGGAGCAGCAUGAUGGGGGGAAACCGAAACUUUUGUAGAUGUCUGUGUGGGUGGAGAGCAGAAUCUGCUGCCAGCCGUUAAUGCCCUCAUCCCAUGGAGGGGAACUCAUUCCUUCGCGAGGCCAGCGCUCCAGGACAGGGAGCCCACAGGCUCAGGCCUCUGGGCUUCGGAGGACCCAGCAGACUGCAGUCCCGGGGGGUGGGGGUGCAACGAGGGGCACCUAACGGGGCCAGGGUGUGAGGGGCGGGGGAGGAAAGGAUGUCCAUCAGAGAAAGCUUUCUGAGGAGUUGAUGCCCGAGACUCACAGUUUACACGGACAUGAGAGAAGGAAGGAAAUGGGGGAGACACUCGGCAGAGGGGAGAGUCCCUGUGAAGCCACAGGAAGGGGUAGCAGGCACCUCCGAUUUGGGGAACUGGGACCUGAAGUCUGAGGGGGGAUGUGUGCAGGGAUUUUGUAGUAGUAUAGUAACUGAUCCUGUGUGCCAGCUCUGCCCCUGUUCUGCAUUAGACGCUUCCUGUAUUUGUUUCCCCAAGGUAACCCGAUGAAUAAUGGUAACUAAACAGUUACGCUAUGCUUUAUCUAUAUAUAAUGUAUUUUUCUGAUAUUUUUUAAAUAAGUAUUUAAUUUUGAAUAGAGAGGUUUAAAAAGGCAAGCUAUGAAAAUUGUUCCUCCUACUCUUAACUCCAUCCACGUAGUUUCAAACAGAUAUCCCCUGGUAUUAGUUUCCAAGUUAUUCUUCCAGAAGUUGGGGUUUGGGGAUUUCCCUGGUGGUCCAGUGGUUAAGACUCUGUGCUUCCACUACAGAGGGUGCAGGUUCAGUCCCUGGCCAGGGUGCUAAGAUCCCACAUGCUGUGCUGCACAGCCAAAAAAAAAAAAAGAAGUUGGAAUUUUAAAAAAAUAUACUUGCAAGAAAGUCCAAAUAUAUUAUUCUCUGGGAUUUUUUUUUUUUUUUUUACAGAAAUGGCAGCAUAGCAAAUACAAUGUUAAUCUGUUCACUUAACAUUGUGCUUGAGACUCUUUCCACAUUUGCACACCUAGACUUUCCCUGUUCAAUUUUAUAUUAAUAGUUACAUAGGAUUCAGUUGUAUGGGUAUAUCAUAGUUUAUUUUACCUGGUUUGGAUUGAUAGACAUUCAGAUUAUUUUCUUAUGUUUUGCUAUUUCAAACAUUCAUGCAGUAGUAACCUUUCACACAUGCUGUUGUGGUUAAAGUUCAUCUGUGGGAUAAAGUCCUAGAAAGGAAAUUGCUAGGUCAAAGCAUUUAUAAUUUAGUAUUGCCCAAAUGCCUUCUUUAGGGAUUAUUCUAAUUUACACUCCCCUCAUCAGUAAGUGAGAGUCUGUUUUUCCUCACAGCCAUGCCAACACAAUGUGUUAUUAAACUCUGGAAUUUUUUGACAGUUCAGUAAAUUAAAAAGUUCAUCUCAGUGUGA
Molecule: messenger RNA, 4916 nt
Organism: Dama dama (fallow deer)
Lineage: Eukaryota; Metazoa; Chordata; Mammalia; Artiodactyla; Cervidae
Gene: STOML1
Product: stomatin like 1
Exons: 7
Coding region: 799-1734 (311 amino acids)
Cellular component (GO): plasma membrane
Source: RefSeq, a predicted model, not a curated record